This is a messenger RNA of Symbiodinium sp. CCMP2456, 5148 nucleotides long. Lineage: Eukaryota; Dinophyceae; Suessiales; Symbiodiniaceae. The record is from the annotation of a GenBank genome assembly.
AUGUGGCAGCCCUGGUUGGCUUUCAUCAAGGAAAAGAAGGCACGACUCCUCAGAAAUCAGCAAGUUGCGAAGAACUCGGAUCGCAUCUUCAACUCCACCGUGGAGUCCCGCCUCAAGAGCAGCGCCUCUGCAGACUGCCUUUGCCAGGUGCCAACUGAGACAACGAAAGUGGGCGAAGACGGGGAAGAAGUGCCUGUGACAGACCCCAGCGUCCACAAGCCACUUGUCUUUCCCAUUCUUUCUCCGUAUACGCACCUUUUCGAAGCUAGCGUGGUGACCAGAAGGGCCAGGAAAAGUUCAGUCACAGAAGCCAGAAAAAUCAAGCGCAACACACGGCAUCCCCGCAAGCCUGACUUUGCCAUUGGCUCUGCCAUCGUAAGCUACCACUAUGGCCGCGAUGGCAUGCAACGGCUGAGGCCUCACAUUGGCAAGUUUUGUGAUGCCAUGUGGAUGGACUUCACCAUCGACGGCAAGGAGGUGCGCAGCUCUGGGUACUGUGAGUGGGAGCUGUACCCGGAAGUGCCCACGAGCUCCGCUGUCCUGAGCUUCGAUGCUGCGCAGAAUUUAACAAGCGGGUCCACAGAACAAGGCAGUGUGGAGUGGAGCUCAAUGGGAGCACCUGCUUGGCUUUUCAAUGGUGAAGGGCACCUCGAGCUCAACCCGAAGAAGCUCGUGAGCUCUGAGUACACCAUGGCCGCGUGGAUCAAAGUGCCAUACUUCGAGGCAGCCAACGCUUCAGAUGCCGGGCAGGUGCGAAUCUUUGAUGCCAUGGGCAUCUCAGGAGAUUCCGAGCCUUGUCUUCAGUUGUCGCAGCGCCUCGAGCUGGAUGGACGACCGCCCUUUUGCACUGGAGACUUCCUCUGCAAUGGCACCGACCUGGUUCGGUGUUGCAUGGCUCCGACUUCCCCACUGAUGACCACAACAACCACAACGGCGACUCGCGGUGUCAACGAGACCGAGAUGGAGUACGAAGAGUGUGAUUGCAGCUGUGCCAUCAAUAUGACAGAAGAAGUUGAGGAUGAGCUGGGCACACCAUUGAGUCGUAAGAACAAGUGGGCGAUUGGGAUGCGAGCCUGUGAGAGCCAGGCCUCCUGGGAUAGCGGUGCGGACAUGAGCGUGCCUCGACACGGAUCAGAGUGGCUGCUGCUGGUCGCUGUGGGACGAGGCGACAUGGAAGGUCGUGGCACGACUACCUUCUACUCCUCUGAAUCCCUGGGUCCAGAAGUGAUCCGCUACACGCAAAACUUUGGCUGCGCAACGCCAGGCUGUGCGACCAGCUCGAUCUUUCGGGACAUCCCGCGUGAUCCAGCGCGAACAUGCGCCCUGGAAGUGGACGUGUACGACUACACGAACGAUCAAUACCACGUGAACCCAGAGGUGGUGGAGUACAUUACAGUUCGUGGCGGUGCGCCGGAGGUCAGCCGUACAGUCAGAGAGUAUUGCCACCCUGUUGCAUCCAACCAGCUUGAUCGACUGUACAAGUGCGUUCACAAGGAGAACCUGGACGCCUGGAUCUUGAGCCACCAGUCUGACCGCGCUGUGCGCAUAGACAUUAAAAUCUCCGACUUCGUGGACAUGUAUCCGAAAGAUGGCCUUCUCCUGAAUGGGAUUGCCACCAUCGCAUGUGCGCGAGUGGCUCUUCCUGGGCGGAGGCUCCCGAGGUCUGGCAGCAUCCAUGUGGUGGGCGAAGCGCCGAGGACUUGUGCAGGCUCCGUCCUUCAAGGUGUGGGUGGCACGGCUGGCAUGGCGGUGGACGGAAGCAUGCCCGAUACGUAUAUAUCGCAGGCAUGGAUGUGGGAUCGAGCCUUGAACGAUGACGAGCUCAUGGCACUCCACCUGGGAACCAGGACGCGCUAUCACCGGGACUACCAGAUCAACCUGCAGAAUGUCCAGGUUGUCCGUCCCGGGGCAGAGAUCAAAGCAAGUGGGAUCAUGCAAUGCAGCCAACCCGGCUGUCAAGCUUCGGUGGAGCUGUCGGGGCUCCCCACGAACGCGGAUGCAAGGUGCUUCCUAACUUUCGGCGUGGCCAUGACAGACUUUAGUGGCCCAGAAGAAGUCGUGGAGUACAUCGCGAUUGAUGACUACAACGUGGUGGAACGUUGCUGGCCUCAAGUCGACGGAGAUCCAGACAACAUGUAUUACUGUGCUGACAAGCUGGAUGUGUCUCAAGCCGCGCUUCGGGGCUCUUUCCUCAAGGAUGGCACGGCUCUUGUUUCGGCGAAGCUAUCUUCGGAGGUUGACAUCUUGGAGUUCCGCUUUCAGAACCGUUGGAUGCUGUACGCAGAGGUGGAGAUUCUCUGCAUCGGCGGAGUGGUGAGCAACGACCCGUUGCCAGACAUGGCUGUGAAGAUCGAGCCGGAGGCUCUCUUCCUCGUGAGCCUUGUUCGUUAUGCGGGCCAUGCCUGCCCGGACAGGAACCAGAUCAACAUUGCAGAGGCAGUUCUGCCACAGCACCGCAACCACACCAUCCCUGCCCAGAAGCUGCUCAACUUAGCCUGGUCCUUGAAUCUCCAGGCCGAGUUCUACGAGGACACCAUUUCUGAUGCUUGGCUGGCCAUCGACAUGGGCCUCACACAAAAAGCUGCCAUCCUCCGUUUCAGGGGGCAUUGGGACAUCGACUGCGUGCCCUCCAAGGUGGUACUGGAGUGGACAGAUGAUUUCAUCAGUUGGACGGAGAGGAUGGCUGCAGAAGAAACCGCGACAAACCAGGAGUUCACCGCUUUCACAGAUCUUUACGUCUCCCCCAACGCUGAGAACUGGACAAAUGGUGCUUUCUAUCAGGUUGCCUAUGUUGCAGAAUCCGAGAACAGUGUCAUCAUAGACGGCGUCACUCCAGGAUCGUUGUACAACAUUCAUUGUUGGUCCACUGAUGCAGCGAACAGCUCUGGCCCUGAGUUGAACCCCGUCGCAGUUACAACGGUGGACAUGAUAGGGCCAUAUCUGACGGUGACAGCCGUCUCAGCGGAGGACUUUAAUGUGACGGUCGGACUGGAACUCCAGGAUCCAGGGAAGGCCUACCCAGCCCUCUCGACCUGUGUGGCGCGAGAGAGCAUGGGUCUGGCUCUGCCGAACCAGAGCCAACUCUCUUCCAAGGGACAGCGCUGCCAGUACCUCCAAGUCCCACCUACGGACAGCGAGGCUGGGCGAAUGCCGAUGAUGGAAGUGUUCCGAUCCCGGCUGGAUGAUCAGACCACAGAGGUUCAUAUCCAGCAGUCUCAGUGGGGAGGUCCUCGCCAGGACUACCGCACUUGCGGUCUUCGGCAGGAGCCUCAUCAGGGCCCGGGUGGCUGCGUCUCCCGUGCUUCACACAGGAAGGUGAGCUUCGUGAUGACUGUCCGAGCCUACCAAGAUGUGCACUUCUUCGUUGGGGAGCCUGGGCAGUUGGGAUACGAAGUUUUGCUCGGUGGCUGGGAGAACACCCGAGUGACUCUGUCACGGGGCUAUGCCAGGGAACCAGCUAACGAAGAUCUCGGGCCACCGAUCGCUGUGGUGACUUACUCCACGCCGGACCAGACUCCCAUUCUGGAUCAGGUUCGCUUUCGGACGUGGUGGUUCGAUGCGGACCCGCAGACAGGGCUGAUUCGUGUGGGUGCUGAUGAGAUCAUCGGGCACAACAUUCUCAUAUCGUACAUCGACUCAUCACCUCUCGAUCACCUGAACUAUGUGACGGUCGGUGCAGGAUAUUGGAGUGCAGGUCCUUCGCGCAACGUCUUUGCAGAGGUCUACGUUUGCCCGAGGCCGGGCAACCUGCUACAGGGCCGGUACAUCCAAUCCUCCUCUGUUGCCUUUGGCGGGCUCGCAGAGAAGGCAGUGGAUGGAGCUUGGGGCGACAAUACCUUCUGUGAGUACUGCGCGGCGAACGAUCCGGUGCACGUCUGCGCCUCGACGCGCCGGCAGGACAACGUGAAUACACCUUACUUCCGAAUUGAUCUCGGCGACCUGCUCUACCGUAUCAGGGCCAUCCGAUUGGUGGUGCCAACGGAUGGCCGCCCAGAGCAGUCCGCUGAUUGGUCUGUCUUCGCAGCUCGGCUUCAGCCUGGGGCGGUGGGUACCGCCGGAAGCCGCCAGACCGACACGCUUUGUACAGUCAUUGCAGAUGCCACCGGCGACCAUGUAUGGCCAUGCAGCACAGUCAUCCAGGGCAGUUGGGUCAGCGUAUGGGGCAGCGUGACCCAGCUCCGAUCCCUGCCGGAACCCUUCGGGAUGCGAAUCUGCGAGAUUGAAGCCUAUGCCACUGCGUUCGACACCCGGCUCGAGGACAUUGUGAACAAGUUUGACAUGGCGGAGGGUCUGCCGACGCCGUUCUCGGACAAUGGCACCAUGCACCACGUGACGAUCGGUGGCCUCCAGCCGAAUCGCAGCUACGAGGUUUUCUGUUUCGGGGAGGAUGACUAUGGCAAUCAGAUGUACAGCCAGUCGGCGCCCGUCACGUUCCACACCACGGACACCACUGCACCAAAGGUGAACAUCCAGCACAUCUACCCGAGUGACCUGUCCAUUACGGUGGAAGUGAGCUUGAUGGACCCGGGGCAAAGCUAUCCUGCAAUGGCCCGAUGCAUGGCCACCACCAAGGACGGCAAGGCGCCCCAGGAGCACGAGAGGUACUUUGAGCAUCGGUUCUGGCGGCUGCGUUUCGACACCAGGUACACGAACCUCGACCGAGAGUGCGCAGAUCGAAUCCUCCUCCGGACGGUCCACCUGCAAUCUUGGGGUGGAGAGACCUUCAGGAACGCGAUGUUUGGUUCAGAUCCAACAUACCCCCAGGAUCAGAUUGGCCUUGAUACGGACUCGGAUGGCCUCGUUGACCUUGUCGAGAUCGCGCAGUGGUCUUUGCCAAUGGAAGACGCAUGGGUCGGCAUCGACCUGCAGCAUAGGCCCGAGGCUGAGCGCCGCGUCCGGGAUCAGGGAGUCCUCUUCGAGGGAGACCUGGCUGUGGCGAUUCGCUGGGAAGGCAACGUGAAUGAUCUGGACCUUGCGGUAGUUGGUCCAGGAGACGAAUACUUGGAGUUCAAUCUCACGGACGGGGACUAUUACCGAGUCAGCGAUUUCGGCGUCUACGCUGUGCAGUGCAACCCAGGAGACAAUUGCCCAGCGCCGAUCCUGAGCACUGUGUUCGUGCUUGCCACUGCCGGAAAGUAUGAUGUUCAG